Messenger RNA from Ectocarpus sp. CCAP 1310/34, 246 nucleotides. Lineage: Eukaryota; Phaeophyceae; Ectocarpales; Ectocarpaceae. The record is from the annotation of a GenBank genome assembly.
AUGGCAACCGACGUCGCCCUGCUACUGCUAGAUAUGGAGGCCGCCAAUCAGACCGCGAAGCUAUCCUCAAAUCGAAGGCUUGCCAAAAGUCUUGCCACUUUUCAAGCGACAAAGGAAGCCGAGCGGGAGGGAGAAGCAACGGACAAGGCUAGGAUAAGGGCCAAGGGGGCGGAGGCCAGGAGGCAGACACAAGCCGUGAGAGACCGCCAUAGAGAAGCAUUUAUGCAAAACGCCUUCUUCCCUUAA